AUGAAACAAAUAAUUAAUACAUUUAUUAAAUCAAGUAGAUACUAUACGUUUAUUGGAAUGCCUCCAUUAAUGUUUAUGGAAUGGUGUAUUGCUACAUCACAAAACCCAUCUCUUCAGAUCAAUGAUACAUCUCAUCAUUGGUCUCUAAUUGCUGGGUGUAUUCUACUCAAUGUUUUAGCUCAUUCAAUGGCCUAUUGUUUCAAUUCCUAUGUUGACUUUUGGACUGGAGUAGAUGAUCCAAAAACAUCGGUUGACAGAACCAUGUUUGAUAUUGGAAUGAAAAACUUGCUCAAGAUUAUAACAUUCUCAACUGUAUCUGUGAUUCUAAUCACUGUAUGGUUGGUUCAAAAUAGUACUGGUGAAUUUGAGUGGUUAAAGAGUCAAUUCAUUGGUUACACUGCUUUACUCAUCAUCCUCGCUGCAACAUACACUCACUGUAAAUAUGUUGCAUUGGGUCACAUCAAUUGUGCAGUUUAUAUCUUUGCUACAUCCUACUUUUACUACCAAUUAUUCACAAACAAUGUUCCAGAUCGUUCAUUCUACAUCUUCUCCAUCGUCGCCAAUCUAUUCUUCCAAGUUCCAAUCAUAUCAAACUAUCAUCGUGAUUUGGUUGAAGACAAAAGAGCUGGAAUCUUGACCAUAUCCAUUCUAUUGGGUGAAGUCUAUUCUUGUUAUUUAUUAAUCGCAUUGACUUUUACGUAUGUAUUAGAUUAA
This is a messenger RNA of Cavenderia fasciculata, 714 nucleotides long. RefSeq lists its product as uncharacterized. Lineage: Eukaryota; Evosea; Eumycetozoa; Acytosteliales; Cavenderiaceae. Gene Ontology annotation, biological process: vitamin K biosynthetic process; menaquinone biosynthetic process. The transcript has a single exon. Gene Ontology annotation, molecular function: prenyltransferase activity. The record is from RefSeq and is a predicted model, not a curated record. Gene Ontology annotation, cellular component: membrane. Bases 1 to 714 code for a protein of 237 amino acids.